Molecule: messenger RNA, 2577 nt
Organism: Penicillium cosmopolitanum
Lineage: Eukaryota; Fungi; Ascomycota; Eurotiomycetes; Eurotiales; Aspergillaceae
Gene: cyc8
Product: putative transcriptional corepressor Cyc8
Exons: 6
Coding region: 1-2577 (858 amino acids)
Biological process (GO): regulation of gene expression
Molecular function (GO): RNA polymerase II cis-regulatory region sequence-specific DNA binding; chromatin DNA binding; protein binding
Source: RefSeq, a predicted model, not a curated record
AUGUCUCAUACUCAGCCCUCACCCACCGCGGGUGUGGCUCCCCACCACGCCGCGGCGCACAUGGCCGCUCACGCCCAGGUCAACGGACACAUGCCCGCUAUUCCCGCGCAAGGCCAAAAGGGGGUUCCUCUCACCACUGCCCAAAAGAUUGCUGCGCUCAACGAGCAAGUCUGGCUGUCAAUUGGCAGUUUGACUGAGCUUAUGGGGGAUCUCGAUGGCGCUAUGAAUGCGUAUGAGCAGGCUUUGCGUCACAAUCAAUGGUCCAUUCCGGCCAUGAACGCCAUCUCUUGCAUCCUCCGCACUAAGGAGCAAUUCCCCAAGGCCAUCGAGUAUCUUCAGAAUAUCUUGAAGCUGGAUCCAACCAGCGGAGAAACUUGGGGCAGCCUGGGACACUGUCAUUUGAUGAUGGAUAACCUUCAAGAGGCCUACACCUCUUACCAACAAGCUCUGUACCAUCUGCGCGACCCGAAGGAACCCAAGCUCUGGUAUGGAAUUGGUAUUCUUUACGACCGUUACGGAUCCCUCGACCACGCCGAAGAAGCAUUUUCUCAAGUUAUGCGCAUGGCUCCCGAGUUCGAGAAGGCCAAUGAGAUUUAUUUCCGCCUGGGAAUAAUUUACAAGCAACAGCAGAAGUUCAGCCAGAUCCAGUGCUUUAAGUACAUUGUUAAUGACCCGCCUCGCCCACUGACCGAGGAAGAUAUUUGGUUCCAGAUCGGUCACGUUCACGAGCAACAGAAAGACUUCGACUCCGCUCAAGCGGCCUACCGCCGAGUUCUCGACCGCGACCCGAACCAUGCCAAGGUCCUGCAACAACUCGGAUGGCUUUACCACCAACAAAGUGGUAGCUUCUCAAGCCAAGAGAAGGCCAUCGAGUUCCUCGAGAAAUCGGUUAGCGCGGACAACAAUGACGCGCAGAGCUGGUACCUUCUUGGUCGCUGUUACAUGUCGCAGGCGAAGUACCCCAAGGCCUACGAAGCCUACCAACAAGCCGUGUAUCGCGACGGUCGCAACCCUACUUUCUGGUGCUCCAUCGGUGUUCUCUACUACCAGAUCAAUCAGUACCGCGACGCACUCGAUGCUUACUCUCGUGCGAUCCGCCUGAACCCAUAUAUCUCUGAGGUCUGGUAUGAUCUGGGCACUUUGUACGAAUCAUGCAACAACCAGAUUGCCGAUGCGCUGGAUGCCUACGGGCGCGCUGCUGAUCUGGACCCUGCCAAUGUCCACAUCAAGGCCCGCCUGCAAUUGCUUCAAAGCCAACUCCAGGGUGGCAAUGCCCAACAGCCAAACGCUCCCGCACCUCAGCCCCAAGACGUCCACCCCCAGGCAUACCAGGCUCCUGGUGUCGGUCAGCCGCCCGCUCCCCAAUGGGGCGCCCCUGCCCCAGUCGGUCCACCAGCCCAGGCACCUGCGCCCCCGAGACAGAUUGCCGAUUGGAAUCGCGGAAUCAAUGAUCUGGCGUCUCAAGGGCCUGCUCCCCCGCCAACGGCCUUGACCAGCGAGACCCAAUCCGUGCCCCUGGCCCUAUUCCUCAGGCAAGCCCUCGACAGGAGCCCGGCCGUGCUUUCCCCGACCCUGCUCGUGGCCCAGGUCACUCGCCCAAACUGGGCGGUCCCUCUGCCGUGCACCCAGCGGUGGGUUUCCCCCCAGUGGCUCGUGGGCCUCUACCUCCUGCUCCCCCUGCUGCCGCUGCUCCUCCUCCGGGUCCCAAUGGCGGCCCUCCUCCCCCCUCCUCCUGCUGCUCCUGGUGCCGCUGGGGCACCUCCUGCUUAUCACCGCCCAUUCACUCCCCCCACUGAGAUCCGCCCUAUUCGGGAAGAGCGACCCUCUUCACCCGGCUCGGGCUACCCUCACCAGCAGUAUCACCAUGGGCCCACGGCCCCUGCACCCCCGGCUCCCAAUUCAACAGGCAUUGCUUCGGGUGCUCCUGCUCCUGCAUCUGCUGCGGCUGCUGCGGCUGCCGCUGAGGCAGCUGCUCGUGAGCGUGGUGAAGACCGUCCCGCCUCGGCCAUGAAACGUGGCCGCGAAUGGGAGGGUGAGUCUGGACCAGUGAAGAAGCUGGCCAGCGAUGAGAACCGGGCCCGUCUAGACGAUCAGAACAGCCGUCGCCCCAGUCCACCUGCACACUUACCAUCCCCUAGCGAGAUGCAACGGCGCAGCUCCUCGGAAGCUCGACGCGAGGAUGCCCGUCGUGCCAACGAAAACUAUCACCCAUCUGAGGCAGCCCAUCACCCUCCCACCCUGCCCUCGAUUCAAAACAUGCCUCCCCAUGCUUCCAGUGGUCCCAGCCUUCCUCCCAUGACCGAGGCCGCUGCUCCCGCCUCUAACGGACCCCCCUCAGGUCCUCCUUCGGCCAACACCAACACCCCCGUCAAGGAAGAGGCUCCUCGCCCAGAGGCGCCCGCAUCUCACGAGCCUCCAGCUCGGAAAAUGGACGUUGAUGAGGACUAUGAUGAUGAUGCAGACGAGGAGAAGAAGGCCGCCGCGGCCCCAAAGGGUAGCCCUAACGGCGAGAAUGCGGCCAACGGCACCAGCAACGGUCGCCCAGGUACGCCUUCAAAGGCCGAAACCUCCGCAUGA